Messenger RNA from Daktulosphaira vitifoliae (grape phylloxera), 2634 nucleotides. RefSeq names its product cullin-2 (gene Cul2). Gene Ontology annotation, molecular function: ubiquitin protein ligase binding. Bases 195 to 2411 code for a protein of 738 amino acids. The record is from RefSeq and is a predicted model, not a curated record. Gene Ontology annotation, cellular component: SCF ubiquitin ligase complex; Cul2-RING ubiquitin ligase complex. Gene Ontology annotation, biological process: SCF-dependent proteasomal ubiquitin-dependent protein catabolic process; protein ubiquitination. NCBI's taxonomy places the organism in Eukaryota, Metazoa, Arthropoda, Insecta, Hemiptera, Phylloxeridae. The transcript is spliced from 11 exons.
AGCUGUAGUCAUGAAUAGUGUUUAUUUUUGAUAGAUAUUUUAUCUUCGUUUAAUUUGAUUUCGUUGCGAGUAAUUUUCUUCUUCAUUUAGCUUUUUAAAAAACUAUUAGUUGUACUUAUUCAAAGAACACCUUUGGAAUAUGAAACAACAGAAUUAAAAUAAUUAUAAGGUAAUAGUUAAAGAAAUAUUUCAUUAUGUCACUUAAACCUAAACCAAUUAACUUUACGGAGAAAUGGAAUAGUCUUCAAGAAACUGUUAAGGGUGUGAUAACUUUAGAUCGUGUACCUAGAGAAGCUUGGAAUGAGCGGUUCAAUGAUGUAUAUUCAAUGUGUGUGGCAUUUCCAGAGCCUCUUGGGGAUCAACUUUAUGAUUCUACUAAGUUAUUUCUAGAAAAUCAUGUUCUUGAAUUACUUAGUAUCAUACAAACAGGUGGAACAGCUAAUCUUUUACAAAAUUAUUACACAUAUUGGCAAAAAUAUAGCAAAGGUGUAAAAUAUCUACAUUCUCUAUACCAAUAUUUAAACAAUCAACAUAUUAGAAAACAUAAAUUAUCUGAAGCUGAAGUUUUAUAUGGAAACAUAACACCUGAUGCUACUGAACAAAUGGAAGUCGGGGAGCUAGGACUUGAUGUAUGGAAACAUAAUAUGAUUGUACCUCUUAAAGAUAGUAUGCUUGGUCUAUUAUUAGAUGAGUUUGAUAAACAAAGACAAAAUAUUUCUACAACUACAUCAUUAGAUAUAAUAUCAGGAGUUAUUGAUUCGUUUGUUGUUGUUCAAGAAUUCAGAAAAAAACAUCCUUUAGAACUAUAUCAGAGUUAUUUUGAAAGACCAUUUUUAGAACAAAGUAGUGAACAUUUUAAACGUGAAGCUGCACGACUACUACAAGAGUGUUCAGUAUCAGAAUACAUGGUUAAGGUUUUACAAAUUUUAAAAGAAGAAGGAAUUAGAUCAAAAAAAUAUCUUCAUGACAGUACAUAUGGAAAAGUUCGAGAGCGAUGCCGUCAACAUAUGGUUGGUGACCAUUUAGCAUUUUUACAUGGUGAAUGUGAAUCAAUGGUAAAAGAAGAACAUCGAGAAGAUAUGCACAAUAUUUAUUUACUUCUACGAGAAGUCAAAGAUGGAAUGAUUAAAUUAGUAGAUAUAUUUCGAGAACAUAUUAAACAACAUGGGAUUAAAGUUAUUGAACUAUUAAAACCUGAGCAAAUUUAUGUUCAUUUUGUUGAAGAAGUUUUGGCUGUUCAUAAAAAGUAUAAAUCUAUGGUUAUUGAUGUAUUUGAAAAUGAUCUGUGUUUUAGUGGUGCUUUAGAUAAAGCAUUCACAGUUAUUAUCAACUAUAAACAAGUUAAAAACCAACCAUCUAAAUCUCCUGAAUAUUUAUCCAAGUAUUGUGACAACUUGUUAAAAAAAUCAUCUAAAGGCAUGUCAGAAUCUGAAAUUGAUGAUAAACUCUCACAAUCUAUUACAAUAUUCAAAUAUGUUGAUGAUAAAGAUGUAUUUCAACGAUUUUAUCAGAGACAUCUUGCAAAACGCUUAAUUCAUCAACAGAGUCAAUCUAUGGAUGGUGAAGAAGGCAUGAUUAACAAAUUAAAACAAGCAUGUGGCUAUGAAUUUACCAAUAAAUUACAUAGGAUGUUCACUGAUAUCAGAGUUUCUGAGGGAUUAAACACUAAAUUCCAUAAUGAAUUUCUACCAACUUCAGGAGGAGAAUUAAAUGUUACUUUUUCCAUGUAUGUUUUACAAACUGGAGCUUGGCCUUUGGGAUCUUCUCCAGUAUCAUCAUUUGUAAUUCCUGAACAAUUAAUACCUUGCAUGCAAUAUUUUGAAGAAUUUUACAAAAAAAAGUUCAAUGGCCGUAAAUUAACAUGGCUUCAUCAUCACUGUCAAGGAGAGUUAAAGUUAAAUUAUUUACAAAAAGUGUACAUGGUCACUAUGCAGACUUUUCAAAUGGCUAUUAUGUUGUUGUUUGAAAAUCAUAACUCCUUGAAAUAUUCUGAAAUUCAAGAAUUACUCCAGUUGUCUAAUGAUCAAUUUCAAAAGCACAUUAAUAGUUUAGUUGAGUGUAAACUUUUACUGAUUGAUGGUGAUAUAGUAACAUUAAAUACAUCAUACACUAAUAAACGUACAAAAUUACGUAUAACUGCUGCUCUUCAAAAAGAUACACCACAAGAAAUUGAACAAACGGUUAAUUCUGUAGAAGAUGAUAGAAAAACAUACCUGCAAGCUGCUAUUGUUCGGAUCAUGAAAGCACGUAAAGUUUUAAGACAUAAUCAAUUAGUGAAUGAAAUAUUAUCUCAAUCAAAGUCAUUUGCUCCAUCAAUUGCAUUAAUUAAAAAAUCUAUUGAAACGCUUAUUGAUAAAGGCUACCUAGAACGUACUCCUAAUUCAUCUGAUGGAUAUAGUUAUGUUGCAUAAAUUAUUUGAGAAAUAUAUGUAUAUUUUUAUAAAUUUUAUUUUUGUUUCUGUGUUUUUCAAAUAACCUAGAAUGGUUUUAUUUAAUGUAAAUAAUUAGAACUUAACUAAUUUAUAUUUUUUCAAUUUUUGUUCUUGUAUACUGUGUACCUAUAUUAACUAAAUAGAUAAUUUAGUAUAUCAUUUUUUAAACAAAUAAAAACAAUUUUAAUUGUACUAUGUUAUA